AUGGCAACCAGAACCGCCGUCGCAGCGACGCGGUCUUCCGCGCUGCAGCGGCUUCUCGCCCCAUUCGUGAACCCUAGUGCGCGGGCCGAGUGCCACCUUUCCGCGUUGUGCGUAAAGUCUUCGAUCCCCUUGGGCGCUUCCGCCGCCGGCGGGCAAAUCUCGCUUGCGCAAAUUCGCUUGUUUAACGCCGCAGCGGACGAUUCUGCAGAAGCAGGCAGCACGUCCGCUUCACCGUCUGAGGCAGCUUCGGACCCAAUAUCAGUGAGCGAAUUUGUUCGUGCGGUGGGGGGAGGGGUGGAGGCCAAUGCGGACAAGGUGGCUGCCGAAAUCUCGUCAUUGCCGCAACUGCUUUCAACCCGAUCAGGGCGGCUGAAAAAGAUUGGCUUGCCCUGUCAACAGAGAAAACGGCUUUUGAGCUAUUUGGAGAAGUACAAGCAAAGUGAAUGGGCGCCGUCAGCAUAG
Molecule: messenger RNA, 462 nt
Organism: Closterium sp. Naga37s-1
Lineage: Eukaryota; Viridiplantae; Streptophyta; Zygnematophyceae; Desmidiales; Closteriaceae
Source: the annotation of a GenBank genome assembly